Molecule: messenger RNA, 4166 nt
Organism: Labeo rohita (rohu)
Lineage: Eukaryota; Metazoa; Chordata; Actinopteri; Cypriniformes; Cyprinidae
Gene: znf296
Product: zinc finger protein 296
Exons: 3
Coding region: 303-2216 (637 amino acids)
Biological process (GO): positive regulation of transcription by RNA polymerase II
Cellular component (GO): nucleus
Molecular function (GO): RNA polymerase II cis-regulatory region sequence-specific DNA binding; DNA-binding transcription factor activity
Source: RefSeq, a predicted model, not a curated record
GAGUUUGGAUCAUUUAAAGUGGCUCUGAUGCUGUUGCCCUAAGCAGAGUUGCUUAACGAGGUCAGUUAUGAUAAGACAGAGAGGGCAGAUGAGGAUGAGGAGGAUGAGGAGGAUGGGCGGGCUGAAGGGCUGGAGGCGUUGCUCAUGCCCUCCUCCUCCUCCUGUAGGGCCAGCAGACAGUGUGAACUUGAACACUGACGGGCACAGCAGUGAACGACAGUCUAGUCACACAUCACUGCCGUUUUAUGAGAUUUAUAGUGUCCGUUUAGUUCUGGUCUAGUUUUAGAGGAGCUUCUCUCACUAUGUCCAGACGCAAACUCGGCAGCAGACCGCAACACCUGAGCGCAAUGCAAGACGCUCCAGAUUCUGCAGUCAUCCCCGCCGACUCGUCGCCGUCACCUGAGCGGAUGCCUGACGAUGGAGGCCGUGAUCUGUUGACAUGCGGCCAGUGUGGUCAAGCCUUCCCAUUGGCUCACAUUCUCACCUUCAUCCAGCACAAACAGGGCGGGUGCGGCACAGCCAGAGCCAGACCUCAGGUCCACACUCCUCCGUCUCCGGCCAAUCGGACGCUGCAGUUCGGCCAAGGAACGCAGGUGGAGGCGGGUUACGUGGAGCUCCGGCGUAUGACGGACAGGAGAUGGAAGGAAGAGCCAGGUGUGAGGGUGGAGGCCAACCGAGCCGAAGAACCCUCCAUUUUCACCUGCCAGAUGUGUCAAUGUGUAUUCUCCAGUGCAUGGACUCUCCUCCAGCAUGCUCAGAAUGUACAUUCUCUCAACAUCUACCAGGUGGAGGACGACACCAUUGCUCAGACAUCAAAACCAGCAGCCACCAUGGAUCCACGUCACCUGGGUGCCGCACUGGCCUCAGCAUUCCAGCCGUCCUCUCGACGAUCCACCCCCCUUCACAAGCCUCCCCACGGCUCUGGUCAUGCACCACGUGACCUGCAAGGCCUGAACUUCUCCAUGUGUUUGCAGCGUCUGGCAGAGGUUAGCUGCAACAGCGGUGGAGUAGUACCUUCCCCGUCCCCAUCUCCUCCAGCCGCUUCACCUUUUCCCCACUCCACUCCGCCACUUCACGCAGCCUUCUCCUGCGAGCUCUGCGGCCAGGGUUUUCAAUCUCUGCGCAGCCUGUCCGCCCACCGCCGCACUCACGCCUGCGAUAGGCCUUACCACUGUGGCGUGUGCCAGCUCACGUUUUCCCAGAGUGGCGAACUGGCACGACACAUGAGGAGUCACCGGCGCCUUGCGUCUGGACAGGAAACUGAUCCCAACUCUGCCAGUGCAGAUGAGGACCGAAAACUUGCUGGACAUGGAGAUAAUGAUAUUUCCAGUGGUCAUGGAGCAAGUAUGGAGGCUGGGAAGCCUCUAGGAGGCACUAGCCUGAUCUUGAUGUCUUCACAGUCCAGGGUUGUGGAUCGCAAUCUGCUGCGCUGCUUCCAGCCUCAGAGAGAAGCGGAUGAGGAGGCUCAUGGUGAACCGCAGCAGCCAUCUCCCUAUGGCAGCCCCUCGGAGGGCUCUCUAGAGAGCGGAGAAACAGGUGGAAGCGGCGAGAGUGGGAUCGCCAGCGGCAACUGCACACCAAAGCGUCCAGAACGAGAAGACCGCACUCAAGGCGAAUGGGAGCGAGAGGUGGAGGCAGUGGAGAUGGUCCAGGACUGGCAGCGGGAGAACGAAAGGAGGCAGGUCACCAACGGAGGAGGCAAGAAGAAAAAGGAAGAAGCUUGCGAGUUCUGCGGAAAGUGCUUCCGCAACAGCAGCAACCUGACGGUUCACCGGCGCAGCCACACGGGUGAAAGACCAUACCGUUGCGGCCUCUGCAGCUACGCCUGCGCGCAAAGCAGCAAACUCACACGCCACAUGAAAACACAUGGCGCCCGUGGAACACGUGCUCCCUUUCAGUGCCAGCUAUGCUCUGUCCCGUUCACCGUCUAUGCCACACUGGAGAAACACCUCAAGAAGGUCCACGGACUCACUCACGCUAGUGCCGGCGCCUACAGCCAGGGCCCGCUUGCUGACUACAACAGCCUCAACAUCAAAAUGGAAGAUGACUCUGUCAGCGAUCAAUCAGGAGCUCCCAUCACAAUGCUCACAGAAACCAAUGUGGACCUUUCAGAGCAGCUCAAAGAGGAGGACGCUGAGAUGAGGGUCAGCACCGAUGAGCCACCUACCUCUGAGGAAACAGGCAGCACUGUGGCCUUAGGUCAAACCACAGUAUAAACAUAGCAUUUGACUUCUUUACGUGACACUCUGAUCAAGACCAAAACCACCAAGCUUGAUGAUCUUCUGCCCACAACCCAGUAUGUGCAUCUUAUCAAAAAACCGAAAAGACCUUUCUCAACUUCGCCGCAGUACUUGCAGACACUCUAGGGUGCAACGCUGAUACUGUCCAAGACUUUUCAUAUCAGUACAAGUGCCUACUGUUCAAUCCCGACAUGCAAUAUUGGAGGACUCCUGAACUCUUUGGCCCAACUGUUAUCGUCAAGGCACUUCGAACACAAAAUUACGACUAGUAGAGCACAGCCAGAGUAUAUGGAGAUGGUCAGCUUUUUUUUGAGCCCAAAAGACAAUCGCAGAGGUAGACUGAGCAGGUGAUCUGCCAAUGUGAUUUUUGAAUUCUACAAUGCAAUUAUGAAGUGGACACCUUGGGAUUACAGGUUCGUGGUUCGUAAAAAUCAAAAAUGGGAAUGGUCUGCAUCAGGGGUGUCCAGUCCUGCUACUGGAGGUCCAAUGUCCUCCACAGUGUAGCUUGAACUACAAUCAAACACACCUGAAACCAGUAAUCAAAGUCUUCAGGACCUUCGAGGCAGAUCAAGCUAAACUCUGCAAGAGAUUGAUCAUCCAGGAGCAGGACAGUACAGUACAGUCCUGCUGCUGGAGUGCCACUGUCCGGUAGACUUUAGCACCAACUUUAAUCAAUCAAACACACCUUAAACAGCUAAUCAAAGUCCUUGGGACCUUCAAGGCUGGUGUGCUAGAGUAGGCUGACCUGAACUCUGCAAGGGAUUAACCCUCCAGGAGUAGGAUAGGACACUCCUGCUGCUGAAGGGCCAAUGUCCUGCAGAGUUUAGAGCCAACGGUAAUAAAUCAAAUGCAUCUUAAAUGGCUAAUCAAAGUCCUCGGGACCUUCAAGGCAGGUGUGUUAGAGUAGGUUGACCUGAACUCUGCAAGAGAUUGACCCACCAGAAGCAGGAUAGUACACCCCUGGUCUAGUUAAGACUAUGACCUGCACAAAUGACAGUAGAGACAGAUUUGAGCUUGUGUUUUCCCAACUAUCUGACAGGGUUGCUUGCUUUUUUGAUACUGUAUAUUAAACAGGACUGAUUGGGUCUGUGGCAAUACAUUCACUGUCACUUAAUACUGUUAAAGAGCAUUUGUUUGCCAUUUAGUUUGUCGUCUAGAAUGUCAAUGUGUAAAUAUAUAUAUAUCUAUAUAUAUUUUAGUUUGUGCUGACAUUUUGUAACACAUUCCACGAAAACUGUAUCGGUUAAAACGUAUUUGUUUAUAUAGCCACUCUACUGCACAACAAAUUCAUUUUCUUUGUACUUUGUGAGCCUGUUCAGUCUGUUUACAGACUAUAUAUUGUUUUACUGCCGAGCACACAGAAAUGCUAUGAAAAGUUUUUUUUUUUUUUGUUUUGUUUUGUUUUGUUUUUUUGUCAGUGGUUCCUCCAGGUUGUGUUUUGUGGUUGUGCAAAUGAAAGCCUAAUUUUUGAUGAAAGACUGGGUUGGAAACGACAACAAUGGUGGACCCAUUGAGAAAGCACUUGUGUAUGUGUGAGAAAGAGUCGGAGAACAGAUAUAUGAUAAAUUUAUACAGGGAAUGUUUGCUUUGUUACAGUUUUUCUAUGAUUAUCAAUGUCAGGGAACUGUUAUGUUACGGUUUAUGUUUAUGUGGUAACAUGGUAGAAUAAAUAAUCAAAUGUAAUAAGCAAUUUUUUCGUAUUAACAAAUGUGAAAAUAGUCGGACAUCCAGUUGUGUCCGUUUCUUCAGGGAGCAGCAAAAAACAAAGCUCUUUUUGUCCUCUGUAUAUUGUUAUAAUUUCUGUUAACUGAAAUGUCAUGUCUUAUGUGAUUUCUCCCAGAAUUUCCUGUGUAGCCCACAACUUUGCUGUGUAUUUUGUAUUUUGAUGCCUAUUUGUACGAUAAUUAAAAGACAGAGGCAAAGUCA